UACGUACGAGUACGUACUCGUACCAGUAUGUGGUUUUUCACGGGAUACCGCGAGCCGCAGAUCUCCUUUCCUCUUUUUUGGUGGUUUGCAGCAAAAUCUCCACAUGGUCAUAGUUCCAAAUCAGGAUCAAUCUUUCCCACAAACCACCAAAUUUCAUCAUGUCCGAAGAAGCUGCCAAGAGAAUCAAAGUUGCCGCCGAAGAGCGAAACUUCCUCUUCUCCUCCGAGUCUGUCAACGAGGGUCACCCCGACAAGCUCGCCGAUCAAGUUUCUGAUGCCGUUCUCGAUGCCUGCUUGAAGGCCGAUCCUUUCUCCAAGGUCGCCUGUGAGACCGCCACCAAGGAUAACAUGGUCAUGGUUUUCGGUGAAAUUACCACCUCUGGAAAGAUUGAUUAUGAAGCCAUCGUCCGUGAACAGGUCCGUGAGAUCGGAUUCGACUCGUUCGAAGACGAUCUUGGCUCUGUCAACUCCAAGGGUUUGUCGUGUGACUCUUGCGAAGUUCUCGUCCGCAUCAACAAGCAAUCCCCCGAUAUCGCCGGAGGAGUUCACGUUGGAAAGUCCGACCUCGAUGUUGGUGCCGGAGAUCAGGGUAUCAUGUUUGGUUACGCCAGUGACGAAACCGAACAGCUCAUGCCCUUGACCCACAUGAUGGCCACCCAGCUCGGAAAGAAAUUGACGGACGUCCGUAAGGACGGAAGCCUCUGGUGGUUGCGACCCGAUGGAAAGACCCAGGUCACUAUCGAAUACAAGCAGCACACCGACGGAUCUGUCACCCCCAUCAAGAUCCACACCGUUGUCAUCUCCACCCAGCACGCUGAGCCCCUCAAGGCCAAGCGUACGGAGGAACAAUCUGGAAAGGAUAACCGUGGAAAGUACGAAGGCGAGGAACAAAUCGCUCCUUCCAUGGACGAGAUGAACGAGCUCAUCCACGAUAAGGUCAUCAAGGCGACCCUCGAGUCCAUCAAGUUGAAGAGCGGAGAAUCCGCCCUUUCUAUCUACGAUCGUGAGACUUGCAACCUCCACAUCAACCCCUCUGGAAAAUUCAUCAUUGGAGGACCCCAGGGAGAUGCCGGUCUUACUGGACGUAAGAUCAUCAUUGAUACCUACGGAGGAUGGGGUGCCCACGGAGGAGGUGCUUUCUCUGGAAAGGAUCCCACCAAGGUCGAUCGAUCUGCCGCCUACGCCUGCCGCUGGAUGGCCAAGUCCGUCGUCAAGGCCGGACUCUGCAAGCGCGCCCUUGUUCAGCUUUCCUACGCCAUUGGUGUCGCUAAGCCACUCUCCAUCUUCGUUGAGACCUACGGAACUGAGAAGGAAGGUCUCACCGCCGCCCAAAUUACCGAAUUGGUCAAGAUCGAGUUUGACUGCCGUCCUGGUGCCUUGGCUCGUGACUUGGCCCUCCGUGAACCCAAAUACAACAAGACCGCUGCUUACUGCCAUUUCGGCCGUGAGCCUUUCGAGAAGGACGGCAUGAAGUUCUUCUCCUGGGAAGAUCCCAUUGACAUGAGCAAGUACGCCUCCAUGUCCACCGAAGACAUUGAUAAGGAAUGCGCUGCCCAAAAGGAAGCCAUUCUCAAGAAGUGGGUCGACUAAAAUCUAUCAAAAAUACAAAAUAAUAAUGAAUAUUCUAUUAAUUUCUGGGCCAUUCCGAUCUCAAGUGCACUAGAAUGCUGUUGAUUCGAACAGAUAACAAAAACAACAUUGGGCG
Molecule: messenger RNA, 1704 nt
Organism: Pseudo-nitzschia multistriata
Lineage: Eukaryota; Bacillariophyta; Bacillariophyceae; Bacillariales; Bacillariaceae
Source: the annotation of a GenBank genome assembly